This is a messenger RNA of Sorex fumeus (smoky shrew), 1476 nucleotides long. It is a transcript of the gene LRRC38, whose product is annotated as leucine rich repeat containing 38. The transcript is spliced from 2 exons. The annotation marks the transcript as partial. Gene Ontology annotation, molecular function: voltage-gated potassium channel activity; potassium channel activator activity; transmembrane transporter binding. The record is from RefSeq and is a predicted model, not a curated record. Gene Ontology annotation, cellular component: voltage-gated potassium channel complex. NCBI's taxonomy places the organism in Eukaryota, Metazoa, Chordata, Mammalia, Eulipotyphla, Soricidae.
GUCCUGGUCUUCCUCGGAGCCACAGCAGGGGGCCCUGGCAGCUGCCGGCCCGUCUCCUUGAGAUGGGUCAAGCGCGGGUGGGGGCGGGAGGGCGAGAAGACCCGCUUCUCCCGGGGCUCCCUCAGCUCCCAGCCCGCAGCAGGUGCCUCGCACCCGCCCGCAAGCCCCCGGGGAUUGCCGCGGGCGCGGAGCCGGGAGACCCAGGUUGCAUGCCCUCCGGGACCUGGGGGUGCGCGCGGGGCGCGAGGGCGCACGCCCGGGACACUCGCGCGGAAAACGUCCCCGGGCUCGGGAGCGCUGCCCGACAGGUCUCGUCGGCGGGUCUCCCCGUUUGGGGGGUCGGGGGGACGGCGCCCGGCCGCCGCCCCCUGGGCUUUGGCCGCGGGUGCCGUGCCCGUCCCUCGCCCCUCCCUCCGCGCCACUCCCCCGCCUGCCGCCCGUCCCCGCCGCCCAGCGCCGGAGCUCGCGGGGACACAGGCGUCGGCGUGGCCAUGCGCCCCCCGCGCCGCCCCCCGCGCUCCAGCCGGCGCGGCCGCGGCGCUCGGGCUCUGCUGCCUCCUGCUGCUGCCCGGCCCGGGGCGCCCGUGCCCCGCGGGCUGCGCCUGCAGCGACCCGCACACAGUGGACUGUCGCGACCGCGGGCUGCCCAGCGUGCCCGACCCCUUCCCCCUGGACGUGCGCAAACUGCUGGUGGCCGGCAACCGCAUCCAGCGCAUCCCCGAGGACUUCUUCAUCUUCUACGGCGACCUGGUGUACUUGGACUUCAGGAACAACUCGCUGCGCUCGCUGGAGGAGGGCACGUUCAGCGGCUCGGCCAAGCUCGCCUUCCUCGACCUCAGCUACAACAACCUGACCCAGCUGGGGGCCGGCGCCUUCCGCUCGGCGGGGAGGCUGGUCCGCCUGAGCCUGGCCAACAACCGCCUGGCCGGCGUGCACGAGGACGCCUUCGAGACCCUCGAAUCGCUGCAGGUCCUGGAGCUCAAUGACAACAACCUGCGCAGCCUCAGCGUGGCCGCCCUGGCCGCGCUGCCCGCGCUGCGCACCCUGCGCCUGGACGGGAACCCUUGGCUCUGUGACUGCGACUUCGCCCACCUCUACACCUGGAUCCAGGAGAACGAGUCCAAGCUGCCCAAAGGCCUGGAAGAAAUCCAGUGCUCGCUGCCCAUGGAGAACAGGAGGGUGUUCCUGCAUGAGCUUUCCGAAGCCAGCUUCAGCGAGUGUAAGUUCAGCCUCUCUCUCACGGACCUGUUCAUCAUCAUCUUCUCAGGAGUGGCCGUGUCCAUUGCUGCCAUCAUCUCCAGCUUCUUCCUGGCCACCGUGGUGCAGUGCUUCCAGAGAUGCACCCCCAACAAGGACACUGAGGACGAUGAUGAGGAUGAGGAUGACUGAGCCACUCCUCCCAUUCUUCGUCUUCUAGUGCCCCUGUCGGGGGCUGCCUCCGAAAAGAGACGGAAAGGCUGAAAAAGAAAAAGGAAU